Truncatella angustata is the source of this 2427-nucleotide messenger RNA. RefSeq names its product FAD binding domain-containing protein. Lineage: Eukaryota; Fungi; Ascomycota; Sordariomycetes; Amphisphaeriales; Sporocadaceae. Bases 499 to 2061 code for a protein of 520 amino acids. The record is from RefSeq and is a predicted model, not a curated record. The transcript is spliced from 7 exons. Gene Ontology annotation, molecular function: FAD binding.
GGGAAAUAGUGAUUUGCGAGUUUCUAGAGUUUCUAGAGUUUCUUUUUGUAGCUGGUCCAAUACGUAGGUACUUGGUGUGAUGUUACACAAGCGUUUGCACUUUGGACUUCACUUCGCUCUGUGCAUUUGCAUUUUCAAAAGCCUGUCGGCCAAUAUGUCAGUCCUAGCUGGUAAUGCACUGGUGGACAGCACGACCUCAGACUCCUUUUCGAAUAGAGACGUCAAGACAGGCGGUGUUGCUAGACAGAAAGAUACAAACAGUGAAGAGAUACCAGUUUUGAUUAUAGGCGGUGGGCCCAGCGGUCUACUUCAAGCGUAUCUACUUUCGAAAUUAGGCGGCGAGUCUGUCCAACUGAGCUGUGAGACGAUACUAAUUCCCUUGUAGUAAAAUCGUUGCUCGUUGAGAAGUACCCUCAGAGACUGGCAGCCCCAAAAGCGCAUGCACUUAGCCCAAGAAGUUUCGAAAUAUGCCGGCAAUUUGGCUUGGACACCAAAGCUAUGCGCAACCUAGGUUCACCUAGAGAAGACGCAUUUUGGGUCAAUUUUCUUACUAACUUAUCUGGUGAGCGGAUUGGUGUGCUACCGUAUGAGAGGAUGGAUUCUAAGGUGCUGGACGACACACCGGAGAUGAUCCAUAAUAUCCCUCAACCAGAUUUUGAGCAGUUUCUAGCGAAAGCGCUGGAAAAUGACCCAAAUGUGGAGAUACGAAAGGGAUUUGCUUUCGUCUCCUGUAGUCAGGAUGAUGAUACUGUGACUAGUAUACUUGAAGAGCGCAAUGAUGACCAUCCUCUAUACGUGCGAUCACGGCAUGUCAUCGGUUGUGAUGGCGCACGAAGUCAAGUCCGAAAAUGUCUAGGGAUUGGGCAUGAAGGCGAAGACAGCUACGAAACUAUGAUGACCAUCCACUUCAACGCUGAUUUGCGGCCUGUGGUGAAGGAUAGAGUGGGAAUGCUCCACUGGAUCACCGAUCCUGCAUGUUCUGGUUUCAUCAUUGCUUAUAGCUUAUCCGGAAACCAAGUCCUCAUCAGUAACUUCGAUUCUAAUAAGUAUCCUGUGCAGUUAUGGACAGAUGAGCUCAGCAGAAAUGUGGUAUCAGCGGCCAUAGGCGCAGAUGUGCCAUUCGAGAUUUUGAGCUAUAGGCCAUGGGUACUUAGCAGAAAGGUCGCAACCCAGUAUCGCAUCGGCAAUGUUAUUCUCGCUGGUGAUGCAGCUCACUCAUUUCCCCCGACUGGAGGUCUCGGGCUGAACACCGGAAUUGCUGAUGUUCAUAACCUCGCCUAUAAAAUUGCCGCGGUGCACCGUGGAUGGGCCGACCCAGGCAUACUCGAAUCGUACAACGAGGAGCGGCGUCCAAUUGCUAUGGUCAAUGCAGCCCAAAGUGUCAAGAAUGGCAAAGCGAUUUUUUCGUUCUUGAAGACUCUGGGCACCGCUGGCAUUGAAGAUAUUCAAGAAGCACGAGCUAAUCUGCUGAAGUCAAUCGUUGACCCGGGUAAGCAAGAAAUGAUCAAUGAAGAAGUGCAGGGUCAGCGCGAGCAUUUUGACAAUUUGGAACUCCAUAUUGGCUACGUUUAUGGGCAGAAGGAUACACCCUCGCAUGCCUCGCAUUAUAUUCCAAAGUUUGUGCCUGGUGCCAGGUUGCCCCAUGCUUGGAUUAGUUGUGGAGGCUCUAGUGUUUUGAGUCCCCAUCAACCACUAGAUGUAUCGUACGUCAAAGAAUGGUCAAUGGAGGACAUUUCUGCGCGAAAAGCUUCGAUCCUAGAUCUAUGCGCCUAUGACUCCUUCACUGUCCUAGUCGGCUCCGGCGGCGUUUGGGGAAGGUCGUUUGGUGAGCUUCAGCAGAGGCUCGCGAAGAAAGGCAUCAAGAUUAAUCGCUAUACUGCACCAGGCGACUUUGACUUCAUCUUUCCAGAACAAAAGAGGCUGUUCUCGAAUAUUGCUGAGUUUGCAAGUGGUGGUUGUAUUCUUGUGCGUCCAGACCAACAUAUACUGGCGAAGGUAAAGCCAACAGACGCUAUUAACGAUCUGGAAAGACACGUAUUGCACCACCUUGGACUUGCUUAAUGAAUAGUCAACGAGCUUGAUAUUUACAGCUACAAAUCGUGGUCGACUGAUCGUGUGCACUCAAUUGUGGAUUGUAGAUCUACUUAGGAGAUUACUUGUUCGGGGAUCAAGUAAUAACAGACGGAUAUGACAGUCGUGGGAACAGUCGUGGGAGUAUGUUACAUCACAAAUCACUUCCACAAAAUAUAGCAACACCCAUCAUAGAUCAGGCAGCGUCAUUGAGCUUCAGGACAUUACUUGGCGGUGGCUAGACCGCCGAGGAGAGCAACCCUACAUUUGAGCUUGGGGCGAGACUUCGAUUGCUAAAUAGUAAAGGGCAUUGAGUACUUGUGUUCGCAUCACUACGUGAGAUGCUAACAAUGGGAG